CACUUGGAAGUUGGUACACUGACUUGCUAACAAUAUUGUCGUUCAAUUAAAACUAACCUCAAAAAUUCCAAUUUUACCGAAAAUAUUCUAUAUUUUGUAAUUUAUUGUUUAUAUUUAUGUUCAGUCUGUAUUAAAAUAAAUAAUAUUCCUUUAUUUUUAACUAAGCUAUCAUGACAUCGGUUGCAACUCUCAGUAAAAACGAUCCAAGUUCUUUUUCUAACCCUGAGGAAGCAGUUGUAACUGCCCUGUUCUUAAACUUGCUGGUAGAUUUUUCAAAAAAGAUACUAUCAGGUGAAGCCAAACUUAGUGUGAAGAAAGUUCAAGCUGGAGUCGACCACUUGGCUUUGGACAGCAACGGUUUACAUGUGAAGAGAAUCAUCGAUGGAGCGACAGGCCAAGCUCUGGACUUCACUAUAAGUGAACCAAUAAACAUUUUUGGCAGCAAAUUGGAUAUAAAACUUCCCAGCGAUAAAUCAGAGCUAGAGAUAGUGAUUCAAUAUGAGACAGAUCCUACAGCGUUUGCGCUACAGUGGUUAUCAGCUGAACAGACAGCAGGUCGUAAACAUCCCUACCUCUUCAGCCAGUGUCAGCCGAUCCAUGCCAGAUCUAUCGUGCCUUGUCAAGACAGUCCGUCUGUCAAGAUGACUUACAAAGCUCAAAUCUCAGCACCAGAGGAGCUGACUGUUCUGAUGAGUGCACUAAGUGAAGGAGUGAGUGCAUCGAGUGGUGGCCAGCGAACACAUAACUUCAACCAACCUGUACCGACACCAGCAUACCUGCUGGCACUGGUAGUGGGAGAACCUGGCUAGUCGGCAGAUUGGUCCCCGUUCACAUGUUUGGUCC
Messenger RNA from Homalodisca vitripennis (glassy-winged sharpshooter), 843 nucleotides. RefSeq names its product leucine aminopeptidase-like. NCBI's taxonomy places the organism in Eukaryota, Metazoa, Arthropoda, Insecta, Hemiptera, Cicadellidae. The transcript has 6 exons. The record is from RefSeq and is a predicted model, not a curated record. Gene Ontology annotation, molecular function: epoxide hydrolase activity; aminopeptidase activity. Gene Ontology annotation, biological process: peptide catabolic process; proteolysis. Gene Ontology annotation, cellular component: cytosol. The coding region runs from base 171 to 809 and encodes 212 amino acids.